Messenger RNA from Colletotrichum graminicola M1.001, 552 nucleotides. RefSeq lists its product as uncharacterized. Gene Ontology annotation, cellular component: small ribosomal subunit; small-subunit processome; Mpp10 complex. Lineage: Eukaryota; Fungi; Ascomycota; Sordariomycetes; Glomerellales; Glomerellaceae. The record is from RefSeq and is a predicted model, not a curated record. Gene Ontology annotation, biological process: rRNA processing. The transcript has 6 exons. Gene Ontology annotation, molecular function: snoRNA binding; structural constituent of ribosome; rRNA binding. The coding region runs from base 1 to 552 and encodes 183 amino acids.
AUGGUCCGCAAACUCAAGUAUCACGAGCAGAAGCUUCUUCGGAAGCAUGACUUCAUUACGUACAAGCAGGAUGGAGAUCACCGCGAUGCCUCAGUGGUGCGCAGAUAUAUGAUCCAGAAGCCUGAAGAUUAUCAUAAAUACAACAGACUAUGCGGCUCCAUCCGUCAGCUCGCACACAGAAUCAGUCUCAUGCCCCCGGAAAACGCGGCCCGCCGAAAGCACGAGAAGCUUCUCCUCGACAAGCUGUACGACAUGGGCAUUCUGUCCACGGCCUCGAAGCUGUCAGCUGUCGAGCACAAUGUCACGGUCAGCGCGUUUGCAAGACGGCGUCUCCCCGUUGUCAUGACUCGCCUCCGUAUGGCCGAGACCGUACAGGCAGCGACGAAACUCAUCGAGCAAGGACACGUCCGUGUUGGUACAGAAACCUGCGUCGAUCCAGCCUUCUUGGUAACCCGCAGUAUGGAAGACUUUGUCACAUGGACCGUGGGUAGCAAGGUGAAGCGGAACAUCAUGAAGUACCGGGACAAGCUGGACGAUUUUGAGUUGUUGUAA